UUUACCAAAAAAUUUGGAAACAACUCCAAAGUCAAUUAUCAAAGACUUCCAAGUUCUACCAUAUCUCUUUCUUCCCACCUCCUCCACAAAGCUUUCCUUUAAUGGAAAAUCAAAAUCAAACAAUAAAUCAAAUAACAGAAUUAAACCCCACAAAAUUUUACCAGGAAUUGCUAAAAUUUUCAUGCCUUCCAGAUGAAAUUAUCAUUGAAAUUCUCUUAAGGUUACCAGUAAAAUCUGUCUUGAAAUUCAGGUGUGUUUCAAAAUCUUGGCUUUCUUUAUUGUCAAGUUCACAUUUUGUCAAGACCCAAAUCAAAUUUUCAAUUAAAGAUUACAAAAAUGUGAACUUUAGACUUGUUGUAGUAGCAUCAGCAUCAGGUUUGGUUGGUAAAAUGUGCUCUAUUUACUCUAUAGUUUGUGAAAAAAGUUCCUUUGUAAAUGUUGCUAAAAUUGAUUACCCUUUGAAACCCCCUGUUGGAUCUGCUAAAUUCUUGGGAUCUUGUAAUGGAUUGAUAUGUUUAACAGCAAUGUCAUUUAAACUUAUGUUAUGGAACCCAUGUACUGGAAACUACAAGGAAUUUCAAGAUUCAAUUGUUAAGAGUGCUGUAAGUUGUUAUAUUAGAUAUGGAUUUGGUUAUGAUGCUAUUAAUGAUGAUUAUAAGGUUGUUAAAAUCUUUAGUUUUCCUAAGGAUGAGGGGAAAUAUGAGAAUAUGGUGAAGAUUUAUAGCUUAAGGAGUAAUUCGUGGAAAAUGAGUGAGAGUUUUAGUGGUGGUUAUAUAAAUGCACAAUCAGGGGUGAUAUUGAAUGAAGCUCUUCAUUGGGAAGUGAGUCAUUGUCGCGGUUCUGGUGCUCAUUCGGAGAUUAUGACUUUGGAUUUGGCUACGGAGACGUAUGGGGUAAUGGAGUUGCCUAGUUGUGGAGAUGGAAAUGUUAGUUGGACGUUAAGUGUUUUAGGUGGACGUCUAGUUGCGUGUUGCAACUAUUAUCCGGAUAAGACGGAUAUGUGGGUGAUGAAGGAGUAUGGUGUGGAAAAGUCAUGGACUAAGUUGGUUUCUCUCUCGUCGCCCUCUGGUCGUAUGGGUUAUAUCUCGCCUUUGUUUGUGUCGGAGAAUGGUGAUGAAGUUUUAGUGAAGCUCGGUACGGAUAUAAGUUUGUACGACAAGAGGAACGCUUCAUACAAAUCCUUGGAGAUUCAUGCAUCUGGUUGUUGUCUUCAAGUACAAGCGGUUACUUACUUUGAGAGCCUAGCUUCACCUCAUAUUGGUGAUAAGUAAUAAGCUUGGGAGAUUAUGGCUUUUGUAACUGUGAUAAUGGCGUUGCCUAGUUGUGGAAAUGGAAACUUCGUUGGAUGCUAAGUGUUUUGGAUAGAUAUUUAGUUGCCUGCUGCAACUAUUAUCCCGGUAGAACGGGUCUAUGGGUGAUGAAGGAGUAUGGUGUUAACUCAGAUCCAGAAUUUUAAUUCUAUAGGUUCAUGACUCAGAUUCCGAUAACUGAAUCUAUCACCUUGUUUAAGUUAUGGGUUCAUAAUUCAGUUCUUUCAACAAUUUCAGUCGGUAUUACACAGAUAAAUACAGGUCUAUACUAAAAGUUAUGAGUUCAUUUGAACCCUCAUCUAUAGGGCUAGAUCUGCCCCGGGUUUGGAGAAUUCAUGGACUAAAAUGGUGUGUGUGUCUCUCUUCUCUGGUCUCCCUUUGAUUGUAGUUGUUACAUCUCGGCUUUUUUUGUCAGAAAACAGUGAUGAAGGUCUAGUGAAGCUUUGUUCAGAUAUUAGUUUGUACAACACAUUUUCGCAUGCUUUGUCUAGUUAAGCAGCUGUCACAUGUAUUUGUAAUGCUAAGUUCUUGUUGUUGAGCUACUUGUCUCAAUCUUCUUGAAAAGUUGAGGCAAUAUAUGUAUCUGUUGUAAAAGAA
Molecule: messenger RNA, 1907 nt
Organism: Lycium ferocissimum
Lineage: Eukaryota; Viridiplantae; Streptophyta; Magnoliopsida; Solanales; Solanaceae
Product: F-box/kelch-repeat protein At3g23880-like
Exons: 1
Coding region: 102-1271 (389 amino acids)
Molecular function (GO): protein binding
Source: RefSeq, a predicted model, not a curated record